AUGGCCGACCCUCGCAUCCCCGACAGCUCCAUCCCGAGCGCCGUCUCGUCGCCGGCGUCAUCGCUCGUCGACCAGGCCCCCAAUGCGACGUACCACAUCGUCGAGCGCGUCAAGGGCGACCAGCAGGUCGAGCUGUGCCGGGUGGGCGGCGACGGCGCACGAGGGAGGGAGUGCGUGCAGAUCGCAGAGGACGUUACCAAGGUCUUUGCCUUCAUGCAGAAGCAGGGCUUCUUCUGCCAGCUCCCCUUUGACCCGACCCACACCGAGAUUGAGUGCAUCCGCAUCAACAAGAUCAUCGCCCGGCAGUCCUAG
Rhodotorula graminis WP1 is the source of this 312-nucleotide messenger RNA. RefSeq lists its product as uncharacterized. The transcript has 4 exons. The record is from RefSeq and is a predicted model, not a curated record. Bases 1 to 312 code for a protein of 103 amino acids. Lineage: Eukaryota; Fungi; Basidiomycota; Microbotryomycetes; Sporidiobolales; Sporidiobolaceae.